This is a messenger RNA of Salvelinus sp. IW2-2015, 447 nucleotides long. The record is from RefSeq and is a predicted model, not a curated record. Lineage: Eukaryota; Metazoa; Chordata; Actinopteri; Salmoniformes; Salmonidae.
GGAACUGCCUGGCCUGCUGUAGAGUGUAUGAACUGAUGUGAAUUCCCCUCAUCUCAGUCGUCAGUUCCACUGGAGCUCUUGCAGACUACAGUCACAGGAGACUACUGAAGAGGACAAUGGAGUACCUGCAAUCCUAUCACUGUUUACUCUGCUACCUUCUGCUGGCUCUUAGAGAUCCUGCACUCUGUGCUAAAGAGAUCACUGUUAGCCCAGCCAAACCCCUUGUCAAGGUGGGAGAUGCUGUGACCUUGAUCUGUGAGACAACCUGCCCCCAGGGCAGACCACGCUGGAUGGAACUAGACGAGAGCAAUGUCCCUCAGAAUACCACAAAAAACAGAAGUUAUCUACAUUUUGCAGCUGUACAGCCGAAUCACGAGGGAAAGUAUACCUGCACAGCAGCAAAAUGUAGAAAACAGAAGAAGGAAACAAUCCAGCUCAGAGUUUACU